Anopheles nili is the source of this 1134-nucleotide messenger RNA. RefSeq names its product probable ribosome production factor 1. Gene Ontology annotation, cellular component: preribosome, large subunit precursor; nucleolus. The record is from RefSeq and is a predicted model, not a curated record. Gene Ontology annotation, biological process: maturation of 5.8S rRNA; maturation of LSU-rRNA. Bases 1 to 1134 code for a protein of 377 amino acids. Lineage: Eukaryota; Metazoa; Arthropoda; Insecta; Diptera; Culicidae. Gene Ontology annotation, molecular function: rRNA primary transcript binding. The transcript has a single exon.
AUGGCCAGUUCGGAUGAUAGCAGCGAUGCUGAGAUGGAACCUAAACCGUCGACAUCACAAGCCAAGGGAAAGAAAAACGUAGAAAAUGGAAAACCUAAACGUAAACGAUUGCAAGACUACCUGGAUGAAAGAGUCGCACGUGAAGCAGCGGAACGUGCAGAAGAGGCGCUAGCGAAACGAAGACGCCGUGGACUGGCGGACGACGAGGAAGAUGUCGAAGAAACGUCCUUUCCUGUCAUCAAUCCGUUGAACUUUGUCAAGAACAAGGAAAUUCGCCACAAGCGCUUCAAACGCCAACAAGGAAUCAAACGAAAAGAAGAGAAGGCAACUAAAAAGACCCGAGAGCUGGAAGGAAUACCUUCGGCUCCGAGCCAUACGAUCGAAAGUUUGCGCGAAAAGGAUGAAACCACGGUGGCGAAUAUCGAAGAAGAUGAUCAAGAGGAGGUGAUGAAUGAUCUGGGAAACGAUGAAUUCUGCGAAUACUACAAGAAGAGUUACGAGCCUCGCAUCCUGAUCACGUUCAAUGCCACGCCGCAUAACCGUACCCGGCAAUUUGCCUCUCUGUUGCGACGUAUGGUCCCAAAUGCGUCCACAUUUCGGCGUAAUAAAACCGCCCUGAAAAGGGUCUGCAAGAGUGCUAUCCGCGAGAAGUAUACGGACAUCAUAGUGAUCAAUGAGAACAAUAAGAAACCGGAAGGUUUACUGGUUAUUCACCUCCCCGAGGGGCCAACGGCGCACUUUAAGAUAUCCAACUUCCGCGACCUGAAGGAACUGAGGCGCAAAGCGGAGGAUAUUUCGACACACCGACCAGAGGUGAUAUUGAAUAAUUUCACCACCCGUCUGGGUCUGACAAUCGGUCGUAUGCUUGGCGCGCUGUUUCAUUACCAACCGGAAUUUCGUGGCCGGCGAGUGGUGACGUUCCACAAUCAGCGUGAUUAUAUAUUCUUCCGGCAUCAUAUGUACGAAUUUGACAAGAACGGGAAACGUGUGAAGCUGCGAGAAAUGGGACCACGUUUCACGCUAAAGCUACGGUCCCUGCAGGUUGGACUCUUCGAUGGUAAAUGCGGCGACUACGAAUGGAUGAUUACUAACAAACGCCACCAAAUGGAAAGUCGACGAAGAUUUUUCUUAUAA